AUGCCGGCCUCCCUCGACUCCGCCGACCCCUCCCACGGCUACGGCCACCACCACCGCCGACCCAACCCAGCCCCCCGGUCUCCCGGAACCCCGCGCGGGGAGGGGAUGGUCCCACGGGACUCACGCGAUCGCAAUCGGGACCGAGACCGAAAUCAAGAUCGAGAUCGGGAUCGGGAUCGGGAUCGGCAGCACCACCGGCCCCGGCCCCGGCCACGACCCCGCUCCCCCUCCCCCGCCGCCUCCACCUCGGCCACAUCCGCCUGCUCCUGCUCAACAACAACAACCACCACCGCGAGCGGCCCCACAGCCACCAACACCCACAGCAGAACCGCCCACGGCAGUAGCAACAGCACCACCACCACCAACAACCGCAAAGCCCUCAUCCCCUACCCCCAUCAACCACAACAACAGCGGCGCCGGCGCCGGCGACACGGCUCGUCCUUCUCAGCCUCUGACUCCGACUCCGAAUCCGACGACGGCGCCCCUGAGGAGUACACAGUCUACCCGGACGGGCGGAUCCACGAGCACCGGCGUCGGAAGGGGGUAGGGCAAGGCAAGGAAAAGGGGUAUCGUCGGGGUGAUGGUGGGGGUGGUUAUGAUGAUGAGGAGGGGUAUGAUGAGUAUGGCGGUGGGAGGAGGAGGUUGAGGCGGUCGCGGUCGCGGUCGAGGGAGGAGGCGAAGGGGUUUUUGAUUGCGGCGGUGGUGCUUGUGGCGGGGAUUGUGUUGUGCUGUGAUUGA
This is a messenger RNA of Chaetomium globosum CBS 148.51, 738 nucleotides long. RefSeq lists its product as uncharacterized. Lineage: Eukaryota; Fungi; Ascomycota; Sordariomycetes; Sordariales; Chaetomiaceae. The transcript has a single exon. The record is from RefSeq and is a predicted model, not a curated record. The coding region runs from base 1 to 738 and encodes 245 amino acids.